AUCUGUUUUUUUCCCUUCUGAGCAAUGGAGCUUACCAUCUUUAUCCUGAGACUGGCCAUUUACAUCCUGACAUUUCCCUUGUACCUGCUGAACUUUCUGGGCUUGUGGAGCUGGAUAUGCAAAAAAUGGUUCCCCUACUUCUUGGUGAGGUUCACUGUGAUAUACAACGAACAGAUGGCAAGCAAGAAGCGGGAGCUCUUCAGUAACCUGCAGGAGUUUGCGGGCCCCUCCGGGAAACUCUCCCUGCUGGAAGUGGGCUGUGGCACGGGGGCCAACUUCAAGUUCUACCCACCUGGGUGCAGGGUGACCUGUAUUGACCCCAACCCCAACUUUGAGAAGUUUUUGAUCAAGAGCAUUGCAGAGAACCGACACCUGCAGUUUGAGCGCUUUGUGGUAGCUGCCGGGGAGAACAUGCACCAGGUGGCUGAUGGCUCUGUGGAUGUGGUGGUCUGCACCCUGGUGCUGUGCUCUGUGAAGAACCAGGAGCGGAUUCUCCGCGAGGUGUGCAGAGUGCUGAGACCGGGAGGGGCUUUCUAUUUCAUGGAGCAUGUGGCAGCUGAGUGUUCGACUUGGAAUUACUUCUGGCAACAAGUCCUGGAUCCUGCCUGGCACCUUCUGUUUGAUGGGUGCAACCUGACCAGAGAGAGCUGGAAGGCCCUGGAGCGGGCCAGCUUCUCUAAGCUGAAGCUGCAGCACAUCCAGGCCCCACUGUCCUGGGAGUUGGUGCGCCCUCAUAUCUAUGGAUAUGCUGUGAAAUAGUGUGAGCUGGCAGUUAAGAGCUGAAUGGCUCAAAGAAUUUAAAGCUUCAGUUUUACAUUUAAAAUGCUAAGUGGGAGAAGAGAAACCUUUUUUUUGGGGGGCGGUUUUUUUGGUUUGUUGUUGGUUUUUUUUUUUUUUUUGGCGGGAAGAAAGAGUUUUGCUCUUGUUGCCCAGGCUGGAGUGCAAUGACGUGAUCUCCGCUCACUGCAACCUCCACCUCGCGGGUUUAAGCGAUUCUUCUGCCUCAGCCUCCCUAGUAGCUGGGAUUACAGGUGCCCACCACCAUGCCCAGCUAAUUUGUAUUUUUAGUUGAGACAGGGUUUCACUACGUUGGCCAGGCUGGUCUUGAACUCCUGAUCUCAGGCAAUCCACCCACCUCAGCCUCCCAAAGUGCUGGGAUGACAGGCGUGAGCAACCGCACCCAGCUUAAGGUUUUUUUGUUUUGUUUUGAGACGGAGUUUUCGCUCUUGUUGCCCAGGCUGGAGUGCAAUGCUGUGAUCUCAGCUUACCACAACCUCCACCUCCCGGGUUCAAGUGAUUCACCUGCCUCAGCCUCCUGAGUAGCUGGUAUUACAGGCAUGCGUCACCACGCCGGCUAAUUUUGUACUUUUAGUAGAGAUGGUGUUUCCCCACGUUGGUCAGUCUGGUCUCAAAUUCCUGACCUCAGGUGAUCUGCCUGCCUCGGCCUCCCAAAGUGCUGUGAUUACAGACGUCAGCCACCAUGCCUGGCCUGAAACCUUUUUUAGGUAAAGUUGAAUUCCAUCCUUAAAAGUUUCUGUUAUAUCCUAUUUAGCCAUUUUCUAUUGUCUCCCAAAGAAUUCACAUCAAAAAAACAGCUUUGAACUCCCCCUUCAAAGGAAACAGUCGACUUUCAUAAUUAGCAUCUACCAUUAUCCCCAAAUCUUAUUUUAUUCAUUGACUUGAAAUUUUUUCCAAUUGCUUUUUUUUUUUUUUUUUUAAGGUUAAGAGCAGAGGUUUACUAGGCCAAAGAAAGAGAAUAGCUCUCUGUUGCAGAGAGGGGUCCUGGAGAAAUGGGUUACCCCAGUUGUCUUAUUUAAAUGGUUACCCAUCAGAUUUUAAUUUUAUCUUCUCUUUGAGAGCUUGGUAAUAAGAAGCACUUAAAUCACUCCAAAGAAGACUUUAAAAAGGGAGCAGUGAAAAGGUCUUAAUAAUUUAUUGAUUGAAUUAAGAAAUACUAGCUAAUUAAGAAUCUGAGUCUAAACAGCACAGAUUUUUUCUUUCUGCUUUUAAAUUGUGUUUUAAAAAAAGAGACAGGGGGCUGGGCGUGGUGGCUCACGCCUGUAAUCCUAGCACUUUGGGAGGCCGAGGCGGGUGGAUCACGAGGUAGGAGUUAAAGACCAGCCUGGCCAACAUGGCAAAACCCUACUAAAGAUACAAAAAAAAAAAAAAAUUAGCCAGGCGUGGUGGUGGGUGCCUGUAAUCCCAGGUACUUGGAAGGCUGAGGCAGGAGAAUCUCUUGAACCCAGAAGGCGAAGGUUGCAGUGAACCGAGAUCAUGCCAUUGUACUCUAGCCUGGGUGACAAGAGCAAGACUCCGUCUCAAAAAAAAAAAAAAAAAAAAAAAGAAGUAGAGACAGGGAGACAGGGUCUCACUGUGUUGCCUAGGCCGGUCUUGAACUCCUGGGCUCAAGUGAUUCUCCCACCUUGACCUCCUAAAUUGUUGGGAUUACAGGUGUGAGACAGUGCACCUGGCCGAAAUAGCUCAAGUUUCUGAAAAACAAAUCUGAAUCUAUUUGUUAUUCUUAGCGUCACUGGUCUGGCUUUCAGAAUUAACAUACAAGGUUGCCACACCUAGUUCUGCCCAGCUUUAUGUCUUUUAUUCCAGUAUUCCACCAAAGUUUGUUUUCCUGCAUUCCAGUUCUCAAGUCUUAAGAUAAAGAUUGUACUUGACAGUUUAGUAUAUCCAUAAAACUAUUUGAGGUGGUUAAGGUUCUUGGGUUCAUUUUCCUUAAUACUUUGCUGAAUAUUGUAGAUUGUAGGCAAUGAAAAAGUCUACUAAAUUAGGAAAACCUUGAAUAAUUAGGUAUCCUAGGUAAGAGCCCCUAAACAUCAAGCAAUCUGUGAGUCUGUAAAGAAAUAAAUAUUUUUUGGAUUAUUCUUAUCUAAUUCCACCCCUGUUGGAAGAUGAUUUCUUUGUUCUUUGCAACUAUGGAAGCUGUGAAAAUCAUCACAAGUGCCUCUGAAAGCGAGUGUUAGGUUGGUUAGAGGGUUUAAUAUUUUCUGCAAUGGUUUGUAGGAAUUUUAAUAAAUGUAGUAUAUUUUCUGAGAUGAUUUUGUAAAAGUACUAUUUUAAAUAUCAAAUCAACCAAUAAAUUCACAUUUGUGUUAGGAACAGAAA
Messenger RNA from Homo sapiens (human), 3117 nucleotides. It is a transcript of the gene TMT1A, whose product is annotated as thiol methyltransferase 1A. The coding region runs from base 25 to 759 and encodes 244 amino acids. Gene Ontology annotation, cellular component: cytosol; lipid droplet; endoplasmic reticulum. The record is from RefSeq and is marked validated. NCBI's taxonomy places the organism in Eukaryota, Metazoa, Chordata, Mammalia, Primates, Hominidae. Gene Ontology annotation, molecular function: mRNA m(6)A methyltransferase activity; thiol S-methyltransferase activity; S-adenosylmethionine-dependent methyltransferase activity. The transcript has 2 exons.